This is a messenger RNA of Oryza sativa Japonica Group (Japanese rice), 1555 nucleotides long. RefSeq lists its product as uncharacterized. NCBI's taxonomy places the organism in Eukaryota, Viridiplantae, Streptophyta, Magnoliopsida, Poales, Poaceae. The record is from RefSeq and is a predicted model, not a curated record.
AUUUGUUUAGUCUUCUCCUCCUCCAAAAACCCAGAAAAAACCUUCGCUUUCUCGCCUUAAAUUAUCGUAUUGAAAACUGCUAGUACUAGCUUGUAUACCUCUGCUCCUCGACGUGCCGAGACGGUCGCCUCCACGAGUCGCCGGUCGUGACGCGCGACGCCCAAAUCAAGCGACGCCGCGCGCGAGCGCCUCCCAGAGAAAUCCAUUCCUUCCUCGAUCGAUCGAUCGAUCUGCCGCCGGCCGGAGGAUCGCCGGGAUCGCGAGUGUACGUUACACAGUUAGUUUGGUGGCAUGCUGCCGCGGCGUCGGAUGAUGCCGCCGCGGCGCGCCGGGCGGCGGCGGCGGUGAUCGCGAUCACCACACCGCGUGGUGCGCGGCGCGGCGCGGUCGGGACGCCGCGAUGCGCGCUGACGAGGAUCGUCAUGGUGGGCGACGUCGGGGAGACAACGAGUACGGCGGCGGCGGCGGCGGCGGGCAGGAGGAGGGCGGCGCAGGCGGCUGCUGCUCGUGCCUGCCACCGUUCUGCGGCGUGUGGGGCUCCAGGACGAAGCCGCGGCGGCGCCGGCGAAGGUUCAGGUUCAGGUUAAGGCUCAUCAGGCUAUCGUGGUUCUUCUCCUGGCCAUGGCGGAAGAACAGCGGCAAUAAGAAGAAGAAGACGACGGCGACGGCGACGAAGGAAGCGAAGGGGAUGAAGAAGCGGAUGCUACUCCUCCUCUCCUCGUCAUCGUCGUCGGCGGCGUCGCCGCCGUCGCCGGCCAAGAAAGCGCUCGCCGCCGCCGCGUCCGUCUCGGCGGCGGCAGCCGGCAGCUUACUACUCCCCAAGGUGGGCAGCUUCGCCGCCGACGGCGGCAAGAAGCAGAGGAAAAGCGGAAGCAAGUCGCUGCCGCAGCAGACGGUCACCGGCGGCGGCGGCGGCGGCGGCGGCGGCGACGCUGCAGCACCGGCCAAAGAGACGGCGCCGCCUGCCUGGCAACCGUGCCCGAGGCCGGCGCCCGGCGAGCUGGCCGGCGUGAAGAGAGCUCCGUCGAGAAGGCACGGCUCGUUCCGGCGCGAGCCGGGCGGCGGCGGCGGCGGCGGGGGCGGGCUGUGGACGAUGGCGACCACGCUGGGAGUGAUCGUGUUCUUCGGCCGCGUCACCGCGGUGGCCUUCCUCUGCUCGUGCCUGUACGCCGCGCGGUUCGUCCGGGCGCAGGCCGCCGCCGCCGCCGCUGCCAAGGGCAAAGGCAGCGGCGGGAGUGGGAGGUUCGGCGAGCCGGCGGCGGAGGAGAGGCCGGCGGUGGUGGAGGUGUGCACGGAGGAGCACAAGAAGAAGGUGGUGAUGGAAGGUUUGCUGGACAGAGGCGGCAAGAGGCUCUCCUCCCGGUUUUUGUAAAUAAUCAUCAUCACCGGCCGUUGAUGUUGUAAAUGAUUUUUCUUUUUUUUUGUCCCUUUUUGUAUGGCUUCUUUGUUUUGUUUUUUUUUCUUUCUUGGUUAAAUUGCUAUAUGUGACAAGAGAAAUUGGGUAUACUAGGGAAAGAAGAGAAGAAAAAUGAUUGAGUUCGGUUUUGGUUAAUUA